AUGACGACCACUGAAAUCAGCCACGAGCGGAACCCCGUGACUUUGGAGAAAGGAGACAACGUUAUUUACGAGGACGCCAACAGCAGCGAUCGAUCCACUAAUGAAUUCACCUGGACUGAAGAGGAGGAAACGGCUGUUCGCCGCAAGCUUGACAGGGUUAUCGUGCCACUGACAACCUUUCUAUACCUCCUUUGCUUCCUUGACCGAACAAACAUCGGAAAUGCCCGUAUCCAAGGCAUGGGCAGGGACCUCGGCCUGAACACUGGUGUGCGAUUCAACUGGGUCACAUCAGUGUUCUACAUCGUAUACAUGUUCGUUGAGGUGCCUAGCAACAUUCUGCUGAAACUUCUUGGACCCAAAUACUACCUACCCAUGUUGGUACUUGGUUUCGGUUUCGUCUCCCUGUGCACUGCUUUCGUGCAUAGCUUUGCAGGCUUGCUGGUCGCCCGAGCUUUCCUUGGUGUUUUUGAAGGAGGUGUUAUGCCUGGUUUAGCUUUCUUCAUUACUUGCUUUUACAAGCGUAACGAGUUGCUCUUCCGAAUCGGUAUCUACGUCUCUGCGGCUUCGAUGGCAGGCGCUUUUGGUGGUCUCCUUGCCACUGGUCUUGCUAAGAUUCCUGAAUGGGGCAUUGGCUCCAUGCGCAUCCACGAAUGGCGCAACAUCUUCUUCUUCGAGGGUCUCUUCACUGUGCUCGUCGGCAUUGCUUCUCCUUUCUUAAUGCCCCGCAGCCCUCAAGAAUGCUGGUUCUUGAACGAGCGCGAACGCAUGAUUGCAACUCAGAGGCUCAUUUCAAAGACUGGUGCAGAUGAGAACGAGAAGGUAGAGGUUCACCACGUCAAGCGUGCCAUGAUGAACAUUACCAACUACUUCUGCGCCUUGGGCUUCUUUUUUAUCAACAUUACAGUUCAGGGUAUCUCCCUUUUCAUGCCUACGAUCUUGAAAGACCUCGGAUGGACAGCUACAAAGGCUCAGCUGUACUCUGUGCCACCCUAUGUCUGCGCUUGUGUUAUUGCCAUCGCAGUCGCAUUCGUGUCAGAUAAGACAAACCGCCGUGGUAUCUACCUUGCCAUCUUCACGCUGCCUGCUAUCGCGGGCUUCGCCAUCAUGCGAUGGGGUACCGACCCUAACCUACGCUACGGCGGGAUUUUCUUGAUCACGAUUGGCGCGUUCCCUGGAGGUCCUGGCUUCCUGGCGUGGGCGGCGAAUAAUGCAGCGGGCCCAGCCAUACGAUCUGUGUCAACGGCGUACGUUGUCACACUUGGAACAGCUGGUGGUAUCCUAUCCACUUGGACUUACAUAUCGACUGAUGCUCCGAAAUACCCAACUGGCCAUACUAUUAACCUUUGCGGUCAGAUCUGUGUCUUCAUUCUAGCACUUGGCGGAAUUGUGUACUGCAAGUGGGAGAAUAAGCAGCGUGAUCUCGGCAAGCGCGAUCAUCGUCUCAAUGCCACUCCAGCUCAGAUCAAAGAUCUGGGCUACAGGCACCCCGAGUUCCGCCUUAUGCACUAG
Parastagonospora nodorum SN15 is the source of this 1509-nucleotide messenger RNA. RefSeq lists its product as hypothetical. The record is from RefSeq and is a predicted model, not a curated record. Bases 1 to 1509 code for a protein of 502 amino acids. The transcript is spliced from 6 exons. Gene Ontology annotation, cellular component: membrane. NCBI's taxonomy places the organism in Eukaryota, Fungi, Ascomycota, Dothideomycetes, Pleosporales, Phaeosphaeriaceae. Gene Ontology annotation, molecular function: transmembrane transporter activity. Gene Ontology annotation, biological process: transmembrane transport.